Eurytemora carolleeae is the source of this 2723-nucleotide messenger RNA. RefSeq lists its product as uncharacterized. Lineage: Eukaryota; Metazoa; Arthropoda; Copepoda; Calanoida; Temoridae. The transcript has 8 exons. Bases 1322 to 1894 code for a protein of 190 amino acids. The record is from RefSeq and is a predicted model, not a curated record.
AUAGUAUCCAGUAUCUACAGUAGUAGUCAAUACACUUCCAUAGUGACACCUUAGUAUCUAGUAUCUUGUAUAUAAUAGUAUCCAGUAUCUACAGUAGUAGUCAAUACACUUCCAUAGUGACACCUUAGUAUCUAGUAUCUGGUAUAUAAUAGUAUCCAGUAUCUGCAGGAGUAGUCAAUACAGUUCCCGUUGGAAAGACGUUAAUUUUUUUAUUGAAUCUUGUUCUAUGUGUUAUCAAGAUGUCAGUUCCAUGUAAAAGAAUCCGUCCGAGAUGAAUCUUACAAGAAUUUUUUUGUCUAAAAUAUCCACUCCUUGCCUAACCUUUCUUCCAUUUGUCAUUAUGAUAUGCGAAAUUUUGACAAUGGAUCCUAAGAAUUUCAAAAGUGAUCUUAUUUUUUUCCAAUCUGUAAGAAUACAUAUGAUAAAUAGCUUCUCAGCAAACAGCAAGAAUUCCACAAUUUAUUUCAUUAGAGAAAUUUGACACCUCUGCACUUCUGCAUGGAUAGCAAACAGCAACUUUAUAUUAUACUUAAUUUGAUAUUUCUGACGCCAAGAUAUCAAAUAAAAGAAUAGUAUGAAAAAGAAAAUUGCCGAAAAGAAAGCUGUAGCUCUGGUAAAUAUGUGUAAUAUUAGGGAGAAUAAAGCAGAGAUAUUGUGUCAAAAUCUAUAAUUCCUCUGUCUACAAGGGAUUAGAAUGCGUAGAUAUACAAAUGAGACACAUAAAACAGAUGUAUGAUCAGCGAAAAAGAAGAUACAACAACCAGAAAAUAAAUUCACUGCUCUUUUAUAAAAUUUUGUUAAAAAUAAAAAUUCGAAAAUAAAUAUUUAAAAAAACAUGUUUGUGCGUCUUAGUUGUUUGCUGAAGCUUGGUAGAAAUCAAAAUUAAAAUUAAAAUUCGUCUUAAUUGUAUUGGUUUACACGACGACGACAGUAGUUUAGAUACAGGGUCUCCCACAUCAUAUUAGAUCGUAAAUAGGUCUAAAUUAUCAUUUUUGGGACUAAUUACGAAAUUUAAGAAUCAUUUUAAAAAAUUGAAUAAGGCUAAUAUAAAAAUUUUCUUGUUGAAAAUGCAAGGUUUUUCGGGUAUUAUGUGUAUUAUGGCGUUAAAGCAUGGAGAUAAUCUAAUAUGAUAUGGGACGCUCUGUACAAUGAAGGAAUUAAAUAACAGGUGUAAACCUAUUUUAGAAUUGUUUAAAGGAGACUUUUAAAAUUACAUCAACAAUUAUUUUAAUGUUUGAAAACCCACUGCUAACUAUUUGCUAUUUUCCAAAUUAUCUAAAUAUCAUAAACACUUCCUUCAGGUUUGUAGAUGUAGACCACAAUGUCAUUAGAAGGAGCUAACAUGUGUCCUCAUCUUCUUCAUUUAUCUAAAUCAGGGGGAAACCUUGUCUCCUUGAACCCCUCAGUUCUUCAGCCGAGCCCCGCAGGUCUGCCGUCGAGCCGCACAACUUUACUUCCACAGUCUAAAUCCUUGCAGAAUUAUAAUGUUCAGGCAGAUACCCAGGUUAAACCAUUUGCUCCCAGUAGUUCAGUACUACCGGAGAAAUCAUUGGUUCCGUCCUGUUCAGGGUUCUUUAGAUCUGACUCAGCAAUUGAUAACAGGGUUUCCGUAGGAUCCGGCUGCAGCACUAUUCUACCCUGUGCUAAACCAUCUCCUGUAAUAAUUGGAGAUAAUACUUGGAUUCAGAAGAAAAUAUAUCUCAGACCGCAACAUAGAGGUGUUCAUCUAGUUACUGAUGAGCUGCUCACCUCUCUACCUGAAAUAACCAAAUAUAAGGUAGGACUAAUGAACCUGCAGCUGUUGCAUAGUUCUGCUAGCCUGAGUAUCAAUGAGAACUGGAAUCCUGAAUAUAUAUCUCUAGGUAGGACUAAUGAACCUGCAGCUGUUGCAUAGUUCUGCUAGCCUGAGUAUCAAUGAGAACUGGAAUCCUGAAGUCAGAGAUGAUAUGGAGAUGGUUCUUAACAGAUUGGUUCCUGAGACACUGAACUGGAAGCAUACUGGAGUUACAGGGGAGGAUAGUCCAGCUCAUGUUAAAGCAGUUCUUCUUGGAUCCAAUCUCAGAGAGAAGGCGGGAUCUAGAAAAAUCGUCGUUACUUUAAAUGGUCUUCAGUUAUAAGAAAGAGAACGACAAUAACCAUAAACAUUUCUCCAAGAAAAAAGUAAAUUUUGAAAAAGAUGAAAAUCCAACUAAAUCAGUGUGGCUGCCUAAUGCUUAUAGCACAGAGAUCCAGACCGCUGUAAAAAUUGUGCAUCUAUUUUCAAUACCAGGUCGAGUGUUGCAACGCCUUGGUCUUUAGAUUUACCAUAUUAACUCGCUUAUACUUUUUUUGAUGUUGGAAAUCUUUUAUUGUGAAUAUUAAGACCAAUGCUUAACAUCUAUCUAUUGUUAAUCUGCAUUAAUUCAAUCUUAAUCGAUAUCCCGCAAAAAGUGUCGUCUGUGGACAACGAACAGCCAAUCAGAAGACAGGAAAUUUUGUUCUCAACCAAUGGGAGAACAGAGAAAUUGUGUUCAUCUGCGUAAAAUUCUAAAAUCCCUAUUGUGAAUAUCAGGAUAAAGCGUUCGGGAUUAUGGAUAUCCAACUUAAAAAUUCCCACUUCUGGACAUAUUAUACGUUUCAGAAUUAUAAACCACUUGUUUCAAAGCUUCAGCUAAAAAGAAGUAAUGUGAAUAAAAACAUGCCUUCCAAACGAGUUAAAUAAAUUUGGCAUUUUUUGUACUCAA